AUGGAUUUACUCGCAACGAUAAAGACGCUGAUGCUGAUCCGCAAGAUCAGGCCCAAGAACAAGAGGCGCCGCAGCAUUCCAGAAACGAAGGCCACGCAUAGAUAUGUCGACCCUCCGAGUGACGUACCACAGAGAUAUCCCGCUCAUACAAUCGUCAAGACCACCAAGUAUGCGGAGGAUCGUCAUGUCUCUACCGUCUAUUCAUUGGCCGGCCAUACUCCGAUAAAAAUGGGCAAGAGGUGGGAUCAAGGCAAAUUUCAGCCCGCCGUCGAUGUUCUAAUGGUCGAGGAUAAAGACAAGGCAGCGAUUAACGGAAAAGCUCCAUUUACUUGUCAAAAGAUUACAAUACAGCAUCCAGCCUUGAUAGAGAUCUUGGGACUGAUACUGGAGAACGAAGGCUUCCAUCUUGACGACAAUGGCCCUAUCGUUUUUUAUUCGCCCUUCCGCCCAUUGUACUUCUGCUACGAGGAGAUAGUUGGGCUGUGCGAAAGUACGAAUGAUGACUCGUUGAAGGUGUAUCUGGAAAACCUACUUACUACGCUUAACGACAUACUAGGAGAGACGAGGAAGCAAUCACACCAACUCAAAGCCAGAGGGCUAGUCAACUUCGAUCUCGCAUGGACCUAUUUCCCCAACGGGACCAUGGUACGCAGCAGCGACUGCAACACCAAAAUGGUCUUCAGGGUUGUGGGUACUUCGUACAAGAAGUCGGAAUCUGGCACAGACCUUGUCAUCUACGGUGAAGCGCUCAGAUUCGAUGGAGAGUUCUUCGUCUGGAUGGUCCACGAGAUUUCCAUCCAUGAGUUCUCCGGGAACAAGCCAAUUCGUGGACUGGAAUGUUAUCCGACCGAAUUUCAUCACGACCCGAAAAUACAAGUCAGGGAACUUGAAGACAAAGUCGCCUUCUAUGAACGACAAAACCGAGAAAAGUCCGCCCCGGGAACGGCAUCACCACAGCCGGCAUCGCCUGGGUGGCAUAUGCCUCCAGACGAGGCGGCGGAAACGCCUCAUGUCGCGCGUGGGGGUCCGCAAGAGGACUCUUGCAUCUCAGUGAGCUUGCUUUCUCCAGAAGAUCUUCGCCCUUCAAUGUCUCAGCCCACGUUCUCCCCCACGUUUGAGAGGAUACGCGCCGUGGAGGUCUUGCCCGCGCCCACGUCCUCACCAGCGCGAACUGCAAGGGCCAUUGCUCCGGAAUCAGCGCUCUCCUCGUCCGAGACAUUCGGCUCCGAAAUCAAGACACUUCUGGUCUCCCGCUCGAACCCUGGCUCCGCUGCCAGCCCAUCGACGAACACAGGCGUGACUCCACUUCCGCACAUUGACCGUCGCGGCUUACUUGAGGCUAUUGGUCCUUGGCCCCCGGAAGAGGAGGCGCAUGCAAUGCUGGACACUGUCGUCUUCAAUGUUGGCAUCUCGCAGCAAUUAUUUGAUGUCCGAGCGUUCUCGGAUAACCUCGCCGUGCUAUACCAAGAAACCAGCGCAAAUGUGAGGCUUACUGAGAUCUGGAUUGUGGAAGCCCUUUUGGUAUUUGCUGUGGGUAGGCUACUCCAAAGUAGGGAUGAUGAAAAUGGGGAUCUUCCAGGGACGAGGUUCUUUCAGGAGGCAGUCGAGCGGACUCCUUUGCUAAGUGAUUUGAGGAAGCAUGGUAUUGUUGGAGUCGAGGUGAUGGCUUUGACAGCUCUUUACCUCCAAAUUGCUGACCGGAAAGAUGAUGCCUACUUGCAUUCUAACACUGCGCUGAGGCUCGCCAUCAGUCAUGGCAUGCACAGGGCAAACUCAGCGCCAUGUCUAAGGCGGUCAGAUAACGUGCAUCGUAAUAAGCUUUGGUGGUCUGUCUACAUGCAGGAAAGGAGACUAUGUGCGGCUGGCGGAUAUCCCAUGUCCAUCGAAGACUACGCCAUCACCACAGCCCCACCAUACGAAAUUCUCGGCUUUCCGUCGGCAACAGCAUUGGGUGUCAACGUCAAGACAGCGAGACUGACUGGGAGAAUCACGUCGACCAUCUACUCUCAGAAAGACGACCCCGAGAUUACGUUUGUCAACAAUGUACAAAAUAUUCUUCACUCCCUCUACGAGGUCGAGAAGACGAUGCCGUCUGAGUACUUUAUGGAGAUCAGGCCAGCAGGCGUGCUCGUCGCUGGGCGUCCGUUCAUGGACGCACCAACCACAACUUCAAGGACUAGUUCGAGUCUGUAUACAUCUGUAUAUAUGGCUGUCAUACAUACCGUCAGACCCAUUCUGCUGUAUAUGGCUCGCAACAGCCGGGACCCAGAACGCGAAGACGCUCGAAAUGAAGUCAGCCCAGCUCUGGUACGACUCGCCGAGAUAUGUGUUGAGACAGCCAGUAAGACUCUCGUGAUUCUCCAGGAACUCCGAAAGAAAGAAGUUUUAGCAAAGAAUGCCUUUCACGAUCUGGAUGCUACCUUCUCAGUGGGGUACAUCUUCGUGCUAGUCGAGGCUAUCAAUCCAGGGAAGAAUUUGGGUUUCAAGGGAAUUGACGGAUCCAGAUCUAUCCUCAGAUAUCUAGUCGGUCUGGGGAACCGUGCAGCGGCGAAUCGGCUCGCUGAGCUGGACCAGAUGUGUGUGCACCUAGCGUUACCUGUGCAGCAUGGUACUGGGCAAACACCCCAGCAGUCAUUGACGGACAUGUUGGCAAAGCCUUUCUCGUUUGAGAGCGGCUAUGGGGUCGUUGAACAAAUCACAGCUUCACUCAAUGCUAUGGAGAGGCCGCGUUCGCGAUCCGGAGAUGUGGGCGGGGCCGAGGCCUGUGGUGGGGAUGAUCACCAGAGCUUGGGAUUCAGCGGCGCAGACUUGGCUAGCAUUCCGUUGGAGGGGGAGAAUAGCUUAUACUGGGUUUACCAUACACCUGGCUUCUCAUUUACAGGCGUUGAGCAGACGGAUUGGGAGGCAUUGGAGAAUCAGAUCCCGUGGGGGAACCAGCCGUGA
Colletotrichum siamense is the source of this 2943-nucleotide messenger RNA. RefSeq names its product Proline utilization trans-activator (gene PUT3-7). Bases 1 to 2943 code for a protein of 980 amino acids. Gene Ontology annotation, molecular function: zinc ion binding; DNA binding. NCBI's taxonomy places the organism in Eukaryota, Fungi, Ascomycota, Sordariomycetes, Glomerellales, Glomerellaceae. The record is from RefSeq and is a predicted model, not a curated record. The transcript is spliced from 7 exons. Gene Ontology annotation, biological process: DNA-templated transcription.